This is a messenger RNA of Copidosoma floridanum, 1551 nucleotides long. Its product is annotated as protein orai-2. Gene Ontology annotation, biological process: store-operated calcium entry. The record is from RefSeq and is a predicted model, not a curated record. Lineage: Eukaryota; Metazoa; Arthropoda; Insecta; Hymenoptera; Encyrtidae. Gene Ontology annotation, molecular function: store-operated calcium channel activity. Gene Ontology annotation, cellular component: membrane.
UUUUCUUCCCCUCGCACAUAGUGUUAGCUAAUCGUUGGAUGCAGCGAGAGUGGGAAUCAAUGACCCAAACAAGGCACACACCGAUUACGUUUGCCAAGAUACAAAGAUCGCUCGUCCGAUUGUAAGUAUAAUUAUCAGCUUGCCUGUACAUAUACAUAUAUGUACGUAUACGUAUGAUUAUCAAAGGAGCCGAGAAGUUGAAUAAUGGCAGAUGAUCUUUGGGUACAGAUUAAAAUCCAAUUGACACUGAAUAAAUCUGCGUUGUGAGCGAGUGAACGAACAAACGAUAGUUGCUCUCUAUUUCUCUGUGGAAGUGAUAAAGUUUCAGUGUUGAAAAAAUGUGACGCGACCAUCACCGUGAUACAUAUUACACGGCAAAGCUGCAUAUAUUUAUCGAGGAUGCCGAACACCAACAACAACAGCAUAAUCGAUAUGCCGAGCAAGAAGGUGCAGGACACCGCGCCGUGUCAAAUAGACAUGGAGCCGCAGAGGCGCUUGAGCCCGAAAACGCCGUCGGUGGAGGAUUUACCGUCACCCAUGCUCACCACCACCAGAUCGACCAAGUCAACCCAAAUAGACGCGUCGACUUGGAGACUGGCCCACUCGGGUUACCACCAGAGGGCGAGGCCAAUGUCGGUGGGCCAGUUGUCCCGGCAGAGCCAGUACAGCGAGCUGAGCUACGCCAACUACGCCGUGAGCCCGAAUUACGCGUUCUCGGCGACCCAGAGCGAGAUCCUCCUGUCGCCGCGGAGCCGGCCACCGGUGAUCCCUGCAGGUGGUGGCCGUUACACCGCCGUCGACAUGGUCAAGGUCGUGCCGGGGUCCGGUUGCGGUGGAUGCUGUUGUAGCUGUGGCGCGGGGGCCUCGGUGGUACCCGGUGGACCGAGCGGUACUGGUGCCUCCGCUGGAAACCAAAGUAUCGAGGGACCCAAGCAUCCGCCCACCGAGGCCAUCUUGGACAACAAGCACUCCUACCAGCUGAAAAAACUCCACAUGAGCAGGGCCAAGCUCAAGGCCACGGCCACCACCUCCGAGCUGCUCAGUGGAUUCGCCAUGGUGGCGAUGGUGGAGCUGCAGAUAAACGAGCCAACGGCGGUGCCCGAGUGGCUGUUCGUCAUGUUCGCGGUGUGCACGACGGUCUUGGUGUCCGUGCACAUAUUCGCCCUGAUGAUAAGCACGUACCUCCUGCCGAACGUCGAGGCGAUCAGCAAACUCCAGUCGUCCCGGCUGAUAACCGAGUCGCCCCACGAGCGCAUGCGCGGCUUCAUCGAGCUCGCCUGGGCCUUUUCCACGGUCCUCGGGCUCUUCCUCUUCCUCGUCGAGAUAGCCAUCCUCAGUUGGGUCAAGUUCUGGGAUUACUCGUUCACCGCGGCAACGGCCAGUACCGUCAUCGUUAUACCCGUCCUCAUCGUCUUCAUCGCCUUCGCCGUGCACUUUUACCACUCGCUCGUCGUUUACAAGUGCGAGGCUUCGCUCACCGACAUGAGGGAGCUGGAGAACAUCAAGAGGAACCUCGACAACGCAUCCCUCGGUCAACGUACCGGAGUUUGA